Molecule: messenger RNA, 13958 nt
Organism: Rhineura floridana
Lineage: Eukaryota; Metazoa; Chordata; Lepidosauria; Squamata; Rhineuridae
Gene: UNC80
Product: unc-80 homolog, NALCN channel complex subunit
Exons: 65
Coding region: 226-10191 (3321 amino acids)
Biological process (GO): monoatomic cation homeostasis
Cellular component (GO): axon; cation channel complex
Molecular function (GO): monoatomic cation channel activity
Source: RefSeq, a predicted model, not a curated record
CAGGAGGAGGUGCGGAAAGACGAGAGUCAUGCAGGACGGGAUGCGGACAUCAGCUUGUCCUUGGCAGCCGCCGCCUCCCCUCAAGCUGCGCUGAUUCUCCCCCUACUCGGCGGCUGCUGCUGCUUUUGCAGCCAUUUUGCACCAGCGGCGCCGGAGGCAGAGAAGGCUGCUGGCGAAGCGGAGAGAUGGGCUAGCGGCUGUUGCGGUGGGGGAGCCAGCAGCAUCAUGGUGAAGAGGAAGAGCUCGGAAGGCCAGGAACAGGAGAGCGGCCGAGGCGUCCCGCUGCCAAUCCAGACCUUCUUAUGGAGGCAAACCAGUGCAUUUUUGAGGCCCAAACUGGGAAAACAAUAUGAAGCUUCAUGUGUGUCCUUUGAAAGAGUGUUGGUUGAAAAUAAGCUGCAUGGUCUUUCACCAGCCCUUUCAGAAGCCAUCCAGAGCAUUUCUCGUUGGGAACUGGUCCAAGCUGCCUUACCACAUGUACUUCACUGCACGGCCACGCUGCUUUCAAACCGGAACAAAUUGGGACAUCAGGAUAAACUUGGAGUUGCAGAGACGAAGCUCCUUCACACUCUCCACUGGAUGUUGCUAGAAGCUCCUCAGGACUGCAGCAAUGACCACUUUGGUGGAGGAGGAGGAGGAGGGGGAAGAGACAGGCGAUCGAGUUGGAGAGGGAGCAGCAGCGCUUUCAUUCACCAGAUUGAAAACCAAGGAUCUCCAAGGCAUCCAAGACGUGACAGCACUAAUGAAGAGGAGGAGAAUAACAGAAGAAAGUUCUUUCAGAAUUCCAUGGCCACAGUGGAACUCUUUGUGUUCUUGUUUGCUCCUCUGGUUCAUAGGAUUAAAGAAUCUGAUCUGACUUUUCGUCUGGCCAGUGGCCUUGUUAUUUGGCAGCCAAUGUGGGAGCACAGGCAACCCGAAGUUUCUGCCUUUACUGCACUGGUUAAGCCCGUCAGGAAUAUAAUCACAGCAAAGAGAACCUCUCCAAUCAAAAACCAGACACUGACAUGCGAAUCUCCUAAUGUGGAUGCGGGGCAUACAGAGGGACUGCAGGUGGUGUGUGAAACUGCCCAGCCAGACGCCAUGCCACCCAGACCUGCUUUUUCAGGGUGCCACCGUGGGAAUUCUGUUGAUGGAAGUGUGUCAUCCCAAGCGUCCCAGGAGAAAGGACCUCCCUAUCCUAGGGUGUCUUUGGUAAUCCCACCAUGCCAAAAGUCUCGGUAUGCCACCUAUUUUGAUGUGGCAGUAUUACGUUGCCUGCUUCAGCCGCAUUGGUCCGAGGAAGGCACUCAGUGGUCCCUGAUGUACUAUCUCCAGAGGCUGCGCCAUAUGCUAGAGGAAAAGCCUGAGAAAUCACCUGAGCCAGAAGUCCCACAGUUGCCAAGGCCACGCAGCAGUUCCAUGGUGGCGGCUGCUCCCUCAUUGGUGAACACUCAUAAGACACAGGAUCUCACCAUGAAAUGCAAUGAAGAGGAAAAAUCUUUAAGUACUGAAGCUUUUGCCAAAGUAUCGCUAACUAAUCUGCGCAGACCAGCAGUUCCAGACCUCUCCUCUGAUUUGGGAAUGAAUAUUUUUAAGAAGUUCAAGAGCCGUAAAGAAGACCGUGAGCGCAAGGGCUCUAUUCCGUUCCAUCACACAGGGAAAAAAAGGCAACGGAGGAUGGGGGUGCCCUUCUUGCUCCAUGAGGACCAUUUGGAUGUGUCACCCACUCGGAGCACAUUCUCCUUUGGCAGUUUCUCUGGGAUCGGAGAAGACAGACGUGGCAUUGAGAGAGGAGGGUGGCAAACCACCAUCUUAGGGAGGUUUACCAGACGAGGUAGCUCUGAUACAGCUACAGAGAUGGAGAGCCUGAGCGCUAGACAUUCCCAUUCCCAUCAUACCCUGGUUACAGACCUGCCAGACCACUCCAACAGCCAUGUACGUUCCCAAAUUUCUACCAUCACAGUGGCAACCUUUAACACCACCCUGGCCUCUUUCAACGUGGGGUAUGCAGAUUUCUUCAGUGAGCACAUGCGCAAGCUCUGUAACCAGGUGCCCAUACCAGAGAUGCCCCAUGAGCCCCUGGCAUGUGCCAAUCUCCCUCGGAGUUUGACGGAUUCCUGCAUCAACUAUAGCUGCCUGGAGGAUACAGAUCACAUAGAUGGGACCAGCAACUUUGUCCACAAGAAUGGCAUGCUGGAUCUUUCGGUGGUUCUCAAGGCUGUAUUCUUGGUUCUAAACCAUGACAUCAGCUCCAGAAUCUGUGAUGUGGCUCUCAAUAUUGUAGAAUGCCUGCUUCAGCUUGGUGUGGUGCCUUGCGUGGAGAAGAUCAGGAGGAAAAGUGACAACAAGGAGAAUGAGCCCAGUGAGAAGAGACAAAGUGAGACCUCCUUUCACCUCAAGGGAGUUUUGAGUAGUUCAGCAUCUGGAUUUGGAGCUGCCCCAGUCAGUGCAACUGGAGAUGGUGGUGGAGAAGGAGGAGGAGGUGGUGGUGGAGAUGGAGGAGGAGGUGAUGGAGGAGGAGAAGGUGGAGGAAGGCCUUAUGAAAAGAACGAUAAAAAAGAAGACACGGAUGAAAGCACUCCAGCAAGUACCCACAGGCUGGCCCUGACAAUGCUGAUAAAAAUUGUGAAGUCUUUGGGCUGUGCAUAUGGCUGUGGAGAAGGUCACCGAGGGCUCUCUGGAGAUCGCCUGAGACAUCAGUUGAUGUGUCGUCUUAACUUUUCUCCACAGGCUCAGAACUGCCUCACAAAGUUGUACAAGCUAGAUAAGAUGCAGUUCCGGCAAACCAUGAGGGAUUAUGUGAACAAGGAUUCACUCAACAAUGUGGUGGAUUUUUUGCACGCUUUGCUAGGAUUCUGCAUGGAGCCAGUCACUGACAACAAGGCUGGUUUUGGAAAUAAUUUCACUACCGUGGACAACAAGUCUACAGCCCAAAGUGUGGAAGGUAUUAUUGUCAGUGCCAUGUUCAAAUCACUGAUCACCCGUUGUGCCUCUACUACACAUGAGCUCCAUAGUCCUGAGAAUCUGGGAUUGUACUGUGACAUCCGGCAACUGGUUCAGUUUAUCAAGGAAGCUCAUGGAAAUGUUUUUAGAAGAGUAGCUCUUAGUGCCCUUUUGGAUAGCGCUGAAAAGUUGAUACCUGGAAGAAAAACAGAGGAAACUAUUGAACAGGAACCCAAACCAUCAGGCAGUAAAAGAUCUGAAGUGGGAAGUGUUAUUGACAAAGGACAGCCAUCUUCAGCUCCUGAUGAAUGUCGUAGUUAUAUUUCAAGCCGCCCAAUGCAGACUCCAGAGCAUGAUGAACAAAUGCAAGGAGCAGCCCUAGGCCGCAAAGAUUUCUGGCGAAAGAUGUUUAAAUCGCAGAGUGCAGCGAGUGAUACUAGCAGCCAGUCUGAGCAGGAUACCUCAGAAUGCACAACUGCACACUCAGGGACAACCACUGAGAGGCGCUCACGCUCGCGCUCACGAAGGAUCUCACUCCGAAAAAAACUCAAACUCCCCUUAGGGAAUUGGCUGAAGCGCUCAUCCCUUUCUGGUCUGGCAGAUGGUGUAGAAGAUCUUCUGGACAUCAGCUCUGUAGACCGUCUAUCUUUCAUCAGGCAGAGUUCAAAGGUGAAAUUCACUAGUGCAGUGAAGCUGUCUGAAGGAGGGCCAGGAAGUGGUUUGGAGAAUGGGCGAGAUGAAGAGGAGAAUUUCUUCAAGCGUCUUGGUUGUCAGACCUAUGAUGACCACCUGGCUUCCAACCAAGAGGGAGGCAAAUCCAAGAAUGUGGUGAACUUGGGAGCAAUAAGACAAGGCAUGAAGCGCUUUCAGUUUCUCUUAAACUGCUGUGAACCAGGAACAAUCCCCGAUGCCUCUAUCCUGGCAGCUGCCCUUGAUCUUGAGGCACCAGUAGCGGCUAGAGCAGCCCUUUUCCUGGAAUGUGCUCGCUUUGUUCACCGCUGCAACCGUGGCAACUGGCCAGAAUGGAUGAAGGGACACCAUGUGAACAUCACUAAAAAGGGCCUUUCCCGUGGGCGCUCCCCAAUAGUGGGGAACAAGCGUAACCAGAAGUUACAAUGGAAUGCAGCUAAGCUCUUCUACCAGUGGGGAGAUGCAAUUGGCGUCCGUCUCAAUGAACUCUGCCAUAGUGAGAGUGAGAGCCCUGCCAACCUUUUGGGCCUCAUUUAUGAUGAGGAGACCAAACGGAGGCUGAGAAAGGAGGAUGAGGAAGAAGACUUUUUAGAUGACAGUACUGUGAACCCUACCAAAUGUUGUUGUCCCUUUGCCCUGAAGAUGGCAGCAUGUCAGCUUCUUCUGGAGAUCACCACAUUCCUUCGAGAGACCUUUCCCUAUAUGCCCAGGCCACGUACAGAACCUCUUGUGGAUCUGGAGAGCUGCAGGUUGCGUUUGGAUCCUGAGAUGGACCGGCACAGGUAUGAGAGGAAGAUCAGCUUUGCUGGGGUUCUGGAUGAAAAUGAAGAUUCAAAAGAUUCCUUGCACAGCAGCAGUCAUACCCUGAAAUCUGACACAGGUUGCGAAGAGAAGAAAGUUCCCAGCAGGAAGAUCAGGAUAGGAGGCUCCCGCUUGCUCCAGAUUAAAGGAACCCGCAGUUUCCGGGUGAAGAAAGGGGGUUCCCUGUCCAGCAUUCGCCGGGCCGGCAGCCUAAAGAGCACCAAGUUAUCACGUCAGGACUCAGAGUCUGAGAAUGAGGAGCUGCAGCUGUCCCACAGCAGGGACACUGUCACUGACAUAGAAGGGAGCCCUUGGAGUGCAAGUGAACCCAGUAUAGAACCUGAAGUGUUAAGCAGCACUGGCACAGAAGAGAACUAUCAUCGGAAUAUGUCUUGGCUGCACGUGAUGAUCCUGCUAUGCAACCAGCAGAGUUUCAUUUGUACCCACAUUGAUUACUGCCACCCUCACUGUUACCUCCACCAUAGCCGUUCUUGUGCACGCCUUGUCCGGGCCAUCAAACUCCUGUAUGGUGACACUGUGGAUUCACUCAAAGAAAAUAACUUACUAAACAAUGUGGCUAGGGGCAAAAAACAGAAAGAGUGUUCAGACAAGUCAUGCCUGAGAACUCCCUCCUUGAAGAAAAGGGUGACCGAUUCUAACCUUGAAGGAAAGAAGGACUCUGGAAUGUUGAAAUACAUCAGACAUCAGGUGAUGAGUUUGUCUCCAGCACCUUUAUCGCUGUUAAUCAAGGCAGCUCCCAUCCUCACAGAAGAGAUGUAUGGGGACAUCCAACCUGCAGCAUGGGAGUUGCUGCUCAGUAUGGAUGAGCACAUGGCUGGUGCAGCAGCUGCCAUGUUCCUUCUAUGUGCUGUGAAAGUGCCAGAGGCAGUAUCGGAUAUGCUGAUGUCUGAAUUUCAUCACCCUGAGGCAGUGCAAAGGUUGAAUGCCAUUCUCAAGUUCCACACCCUCUGGAGAUUUAGGUAUCAAGUCUGGCCUCGGAUGGAGGAAGGAGCUCAGCAAAUCUUUAAGAUUCCUCCACCUAGCAUUAACUUCACCCUGCCAUCCCCAGUCCUGGGAAUGCCAUCUGUCCCCAUGUUUGACCCUCCAUGGGUUCCACAGUGCAGUGGGAGCGUACAGGACCCAAUUAAUGAAGAUCAAUCUAAGUCAUUUUCAGCCCGAGCUGUGUCCCGUUCUCAUCAGCGGGCAGAACAUAUUCUGAAGAAUCUGCAGCAGGAAGAAGAGAAAAAACGUCUGGGCCGAGAAGCUAGUCUGAUCACUGCUAUCCCCAUCACCCAGGAAGCUUGUUAUGAACCCACCUGUUCCCCAAACUCAGAACAGGAAGAGGAAGUAGAAGAAGUUGUCAACCUGGCAUCCCGCCGUCUCUCUGUGAGCCCAUCAUGUACCUCUAGCACAUCUCAUAGGAACUACUCCUUUCGUCGUGGCUCAGUUUGGUCAGUGCGUUCAGCAGUCAGUGCUGAAGAUGAGGAACACACGACAGAGCACACACCAAAUCAUCAUGUGCCCCAGCCCCCACAGGCAGUCUUCCCGGCGUGUAUCUGUGCAGCCGUGCUCCCUAUUGUUCACUUAAUGGAAGAUGGAGAAGUCCGGGAGGAUGGAGUAGCAGUGAGUGCUGUGGCUCAGCAAGUCCUAUGGAACUGUCUCAUUGAAGAUCCUUCUACAGUUCUUCGACAUUUUCUGGAGAAACUUACUAUCAGCAAUCGACAGGAUGAGUUGAUGUAUAUGCUGAGGAAACUUCUGCUCAACAUUGGAGACUUUCCUGCUCAGACAUCCCAUAUUCUCUUUAAUUACUUGGUGGGACUGAUCAUGUACUUUGUGCGCACACCAUGUGAAUGGGGCAUGGAUGCCAUUUCAGCAACGCUGACCUUCCUGUGGGAAGUAGUGGGCUAUGUAGAAGGACUAUUCUUCAAGGAUCUCAAACAAACUAUGAAGAAGGAACAAUGUGAAGUGAAGCUGCUGGUUACUGCCUCAAUGCCUGGCACCAAGACCCUUGUAGUUCAUGGGCAAAAUGAAUGUGAUAUCCCAACUCAGUUACCAGUCCACGAAGACACCCAGUUUGAAGCUCUUUUAAAGGAGUGUCUGGAAUUUUUUAACAUACCUGAAUCCCAAUCUUCCAACUGUUUCUUAAUGGAUAAACGAUGGAAUCUUAUUCAUUAUAAUAAGACCUAUGUUCGCGAUAUUUAUCCAUUUCGAAGAUCAGUAUCUCCCCAGCUGAACCUGGUACACAUGAACCCGGAAAAGGGCCAAGAACUCAUUCAGAAACAGGUGUUCACGCGCAAGCUAGAAGAAGUGGGUCGGGUGCUGUUCCUCAUUUCUCUGACACAGAAGAUCCCUGUUGCUCACAAGCAGUCUCAUGUGUCUUUGCUGCAAGAAGACCUUCUCCGCUUGCCCUCUUUCCCUCGCAGCGCUAUUGAUGCAGAGUUCUCACUCUUCAGUGAUCCACAAGCUGGAAAGGAGCUCUUUGGCCUUGACACUCUUCAGAAAAGCCUGUGGAUUAAACUGCUAGAGGAGAUGUUUCUUGGGAUGCCAAGUGAAUUUCCUUGGGGGGAUGAAAUCAUGUUGUUCCUCAAUGUAUUUAAUGGAGCCCUGAUCCUACACCCUGAGGACAGUGCCCUGUUGAGGCAAUAUGCUGCUACUGUAAUCAACACGGCUGUACAUUUCAACCACCUCUUCUCUCUCAGUGGAUACCAGUGGAUACUCCCCACUAUGCUCCAGGUGUAUGCUGACUAUGAAAGCAAUCCACAGCUUCGUCAAGCAAUUGAGUUUGCCUGCCGCCAAUUUUACAUUCUGCAUCGUAAACCUUUUGUACUGCAAUUGUUCGCCAGUGUGGCUCCCCUCUUAGAGUUUCCUGAUGCAACAAGCAGUGGACCGACCAAGGGGGUAUCGUCUCAGUGCCUUUUUGACCUGCUACAGUCUUUAGAAGGAGACACUCCUGAUAAUCUGGACAUUCUAGAAUUGGUGAAAGCAGAAAAGCCUCUGAAAUCAUUAGAUUUCUGCUAUGGCAAUGAAGACCUGACUUUUUCAAUCAGCGAGGCCAUCAAGUUGUGUGUAACAGUUGUGGCAUAUGCUCCAGAGUCAUUCAGAAGUCUUCAGAUGCUGAUGGUCCUUGAAGCCCUGGUUCCCUGUUACCUGCAGAAGCUUAAGAGGCAAACUUCCCAAGUGGAGACUGUCACAGCAGCUCGAGAGGAGAUUGCUGCUACAGCUGCUCUUGCUACAUCCUUGCAAGCCCUCUUGUACAGUGUGGAAGUACUUACCCGGCCAAUGACAGCCCCUCAAAUGAGUCGCUGUGAUCAAGGACAUAAAGGAACCACUGCCGCUAACCAUACUAUGUCAUCUGGAACAAAUACUAGAUAUCCGGAGCAAGGAGCCAAACUGCAUUUUAUCAGGGAAAACCUUCAUUUGCUGGAGGAAGGCCAAGGCCUUCAGCGGGAGGAGCUGGAUGAACGCAUUGCUAGGGAGGAGUUCAGGAGACCUCGUGAAUCCCUGUUGAAUAUCUGUACUGAGUUCUAUAAACACUGUGGCCCCAGACUGAAGAUACUGCAGAACCUAGCUGGAGAGCCCAGGGUGACUUCCUUAGAGCUGCUUGAUGUUAAGUCUCAUAUGAGGUUGGCAGAAAUUGCACAUUCCCUUCUGAAGUUGGCACCUUACGACACCCAGACGAUGGAGAGCCGUGGGCUCCGGCGAUACAUCAUGGAGAUGCUGCCCAUCACUGACUGGACGGCUGAGGCAGUGAGGCCUGCCCUAAUCCUCAUCUUAAAGAGAUUGGAUCGUAUGUUCAAUAAAAUUCACAAGAUGCCUACUUUGAGGCGACAGGUUGAGUGGGAGCCUGCAAGCAGUUUGAUUGAAGGGGUUUGUUUGACACUUCAGAGGCAGCCAAUCAUAUCCUUCCUGCCUCACCUUAGGUCACUGAUCAAUGUCUGUGUCAAUCUGGUGAUGGGAGUAGUAGGACCUUCCAGUGUGGCCGAUGGAUUACCCCUUCUUCAUCUCAGCCCUUAUCUCUCGCCACCUCUACCCUUCAGCACAGCUGUUGUCCGGCUUGUAGCAUUGCAGAUUCAGGCUUUGAAAGAAGAUUUCCCCUUAAGCCACGUGAUCUCCCCAUUCACCAAUCAGGAGAGGAGGGAAGGAAUGCUUUUAAAUCUACUGAUUCCAUUUGUGCUCACAGUAGGAUCAGGAAGCAAAGACAGCCCUUGGCUGGAGCAGCCUGAAGUCCUACUGCUGCUCCAAACAGUCAUUAAUAUUUUGCUGCCACCUCGCAUCAUCAGCACUUCCCGCAGUAAGAACUUUAUGUUGGAGAGCUCCCCUGCCCACUGCUCCACCCCUGGGGAUGCAGGGAAGGACUUGCGUAAGGAAGGGCUAGCUGAAUCCACUAGCCAGGCAGCCUACCUGGCUUUGAAGGUGAUCCUUGUCUGUUUUGAGCGUCAGCUUGGCACCCAGUGGUAUUGGCUGAGCCUGCAGGUCAAAGAGAUGGCUUUGCGUAAAGUAGGAGGGCUUGCCUUGUGGGAUUUCGUAGAUUUUAUUGUUCGCACCCGAAUUCCUAUCUUUGUGCUUCUUCGACCCUUCAUUCAGUGCAAGUUGCUAGCUCAACCAGCUGAGAAUCACGAGGAACUGAAUGCCCGACAGCACAUUGCUGAUCAGCUGGAGCGGCGUUUCAUCCCACGCCCUCUCUGUAAGAGCUCUCUCAUUGCAGAAUUCAACAAUGAGCUAAAGAUCCUCAAGGAGGCUGUGCACAGCGGAGCAGCCUACCAAGGGAAGACUUCUAUCAGCACUGUGGGCACCUCCACCUCUGCAUACCGACUGAGUCUCGCCACUAUGUCUCGCUCCAACACUGGUACUGGAACUGUUUGGGAACAGGAUAGUGAGCCUUCCCAACAGGCUUCCCAGGAUACUUUAAGCCGGACAGAUGAAGAAGAUGAAGAGAAUGAUUCCGUGAGCAUGCCCAGUGUGGUAAGUGAACAAGAAGCCUACCUUAUGGGUGCCAUUGGGAGGAGGCGAUUCUCCAGCCAUCUCUCCAGCAUGUCUGCACCUCAGGCUGAGGUGGGCAUGUUACCCAGCCAAAGUGAACCUAAUGUCCUCGAUGACUCCCAAGGCCUGGCCGCUGAGGGCAGCCUCUCUAGGGUAGCCAGUGUGCAGAGCGAACCUGGACAUCACAAUCUCCUUCUACAGCAACCGUUAGGGAGAAAAAGAGGUUUGAGGCAGCUAAGAAGGCCUCUUCUGUCACGUCAGAAAACCCAAACUGAACCUCGCAGCCGUCAUGGCGCACGACUUUCUACCACUCGAAGAAGCAUACAGCCAAAAUCAAAACCAACUGUGGAUCAAAAGCGAUCUGUAACCUUUACUGAAGCUCAGUCAGAGGCAUCAACCUCAAAGGCUGAACUAGCACCAUUAGCAGCCCAGCAACAAAGCAGCAAAAGGAGCAGCCCUUCAGAAGGUGGCAAGCCUGCUCUGACUUCCUCACCUGCUGUUAUUGUGGCAGAUCUCCACAGUCAAGUUUCCUCUAGUCAGAAUGAGAUGCUUUCCACGGAGGAUAAAAAAAAGGAGAAUGCAGAGCAAAAGCCAGCACAAGCACCUCCACCUCCACAACUUUCUGACACUGAGGAUUUUACAGGCCUGGAGACCACCAGCUUAUUGCAACAUGAAGACACUGUCCUUCACAUCAGUGAGGACAAUGGGACAGAGAAUCCUCUUCUUUCCAGCCAGUUCAGCUACACGCAGGUUGAGGUGGGACAUACUGAUGUUGACCUAGAUGAGUCUCAUGUUUGACUUGGAAAGGAGACUGCAGUACAUUAGAGGAAGAAGAAAUGUUCCUCUGUAAGUACUUAAAAGAGCACUUUAUAAACAUGUGGAACACAUCUAACAUCCUAUUUGGUAAAGGUGAGCCAACAUAUUUUAGAAAAUAAGUCACACCUUUGGACAGAUCUAGUUGGACUCAGGGCACACCAUAAAAUAGAGGAAUGAAUUAAAAUUGGGAUCUUCCUAGGCACAGAACUAAUUCACAACAUCGUUUGCACUUUUCAGCUUCUCCAAGUUAUAUUAACAAAUUCCAGGCAGAAAUAAUAUUUUUAGAGGUUGGCUACCUUAAUAUAGUAAUCUAAAGUUUAUUUUUGUAAUCUCAGAAGCAAGAUACAUGGUAUAUUCAUCAGAAAAAUAAAAAAAUAGAACUGCAGAAUGCUUUAUAACUGUAUUAUUAAUUGCCAAUUAGCAUCAGAAUGUCAAGUACCAGACAAGUUUGGAGGAAUGUUUUGGAUAAUUUUUAUCCCUUGUUUGCAGUUACACAAUCUGAGUUAUUUUCAUUCUCUUGAAAACUAAAUGUAGGCUAUUCUGAAUGAAAGAAUGGUAAUGCUUUCUGUGGAACGCUGAGUUGUUUUUACAGAUGUGUCGAUAUGAAACGCUGUGGUGAGAAAUUAUACUAAACAUUCCACUUUGAAAUGUAAACAACCUGAAUAUAAAAACAACAGAAAAGAAGCAUGUGUAUCUUCCUGCCAUAUUUACAUUUCUGCCAUUACUAUAAUCCACCCACAAUAAAGCAGAAGUUGAUUUGUAGGUGACAAGUAUUUUUGCACACUGGGAGUGUGUGAUAUGAAAAAAUUCAUUUCCAUAUACACUUAAGUGAAUCUUCAGGCAUGUGAUUCUCAGUGUGAAAAUGUAUUGAAUUAUACCUCUCUUUAAAGUACAUAGUUUAUUCAUGGAUGAUUUGCAAUCUAGACUAAAUGAAAUAUGAAUGUAAGCAUUAAUUUUCACGUAGCGAAUAACCUUUUUCUGAUGUCAUUAUGUUGAUGUAAAUUAAUUUAGUUUACAUUUAAAGGUUUCUAAAAUGGAUUUAUUAUGCCAGCCACAUGUAUGGUUACCAAAAUACCGCUUCAGCUAAACUUCAAUUAUGUAUGUUUCAUAAAUAGAUGGGAAUGGAACUAUGCAGGAAAAAGGUAUUGCAUCACUCCAGUCACUUUAAACCAAUCAAGCGUCUGUACCAAGCUUAUUUUUUUCACAGAAAAUUUGUGUGUCACUUUUUACAGGUUAUUAAUGAAGGCGAUAAUUUGGUUUAUUCAUACAGUGGCUUCCUCAAUGGUUUCAAUGAGAUUUCAAUGGGAAAGUUCAGAAAGCAUCAAUCCGAUUCCUAGCUCAUAUCUCUUCUAAUCAGGGAACAAUUUUUGAAGGAUGUAUUUUAUUCUACAUUUGUUAAAACUAUAAUGUAAAACAAAAGAUUAAAUACAUGGAUCUUUUAGCAGACUGAAGCUGCAAUCUUAACCCCUUACCUGGGGUUAUCUUGAAUUCAAUAGAACUUACUUCUGAGUAGGUUAGAACUGCACUGUGAAAUAGGUUCCACUACUUUUUUCUUGUUGCAGAAUCAAAGCAGCAGUACACUCUGCCCUGCAGAAGAAGUAUGCUGAUUUGCAUCCAUUAUGUCUGACAUUGAAUUAUGUCUGCCCAAUUACACAAUGGACUUCUGCUUGUGCAUUGGGACUUCCCCUUCCUCUCCUUCUCCCUGUAGCCCCCACCCAUGCCCCCCCAAAUCUGCUCCUAGAAAGGGAGGAAGAAGGGACAUAGCUCAGUGGUAGAGCAUUUGCCUUGCAUGCAGAAGGUCCCCGGUUCAAUCUCUGGCCCUCCACAUAUACCCUGUCUACAAAACCCUGGAGAGCCACUGUCAGUCAGUGUAAACAAUACUGAGCUAGACGGGCCACUAUGUCUAACUCAGUCUAAGGCAGCUUCCGAUGUUCCCUAAGAGAAGGGAAAAGUCCACUCACAUGUUACAUUUCACCGCAUGUGGGGGAAACAUCUUCUGAACUACAAAUGAAAUAUUUCAUUAAAAAUAUUAAUUAAAAUGGCACAAAUUAUUUCUCUGGUCUCGGAUUUCUUUAUGGUUAGAGAUUCAGUUAAAUUUAUUAGUGCACUGACAAUGAAAUGACAAUGCAACUAAUAAGCAUAUACCUGUACUUUACAGAGAUUUUUACAGAAAUGUUUUCAAUAAUCACAUUCUGAUUUAGAUAAAGGGAGAAUUUAUCUGUAUGUGCGAUAUAUUUCACAUGAUCAUACUUGUAAGAACAGAAAAUACUGUGAUUCGCUAUAUCAAAGCCAGUUCUUAUGAAAUGUAUCUUUAUCAUUACCAGUUGUAAGGUAUUGAAUCCAUUUUAGCAAGCCAUAAUAAGAAGUCAUCAAUAUCCCUAUUGCGGUGUUCUUGUUUUCUUGUUAUUUUAGAAAGUCGCAAUUUUAAAAUGACAUUAGUGACUUAAAGAUAACAUCAAUCUUGCAGCCAAAGGAAGGCUGCUGCUUAAGCAAUUUACUGAGAUAUUGAGCACGUCUGUUUUUCUGGUGAAUUAUUAUUUCAUAUUGGCUGCACAGUACUAACUAAAGGUGCAUACAAAUAUACUCUUAACAGAAUUUGUGCUUUCUUCCAGUAUAAGUGACAAGUAUAUUUCUGCUGUGAAGAAAAAUUAUGCUGCUUAUUUAGUGUUAGAGGCCUUAUAUGUAUGUAGUGUUAAACAAAUGUCUGUUUAAAAAAAGCCUGUCAGUACUCAGUAAAGUUUUGUUUCAGACUUUUACAUUAACGCUGUUGUUAUUAUUACAAAUCAGACUCCCUUUCUAAAAGACUGUGAUGCCAAAUUAUGAGAUUACAGCCAUGAAGUUUACUGUAAAUUCCCUCUUCAGCAUGUGCCUCCUGAUAGCUUUUCAAGCAGUACCCAGUCCAGUUUUAUAGAAAGAGAGCAUUACUGUAUUGGAAAUCUUCAGUAUGAUCAUCAUGAAAGCAUUUUUGUCUUUCCUACAUGUGAUAGUAGCUGUGCUGAAUGUCCAAGUAUUUGUAUGUGUGUUUGUACGUACAUCUUUACGUAUAGGAAUGUCAAGGGAUGUGUUUUUUAAGAAUGCUGCUGCAAGAUUUUUGAAGAAAAGUUGUUGAGACUUGAAUCGAUUUGAAAUUCUCUAGAAUUUUGCAAAUAUAUAUUUUUAGCAAAGAAAAAAUUGGCAUUAAAAAUAAAAACUCAACUAGUACUAUGAGCAAGUAGACUGCUUCCCUCCAAAUUUCCAAAACAGGGCAUUCCCUGUAAAGAUUUGUUCAAAUUGUUAAGCUUUAAUACAAUGAAUUUUGACACUUUGAUUGCCAAAGAGAUAUGUAAAAGUAUAUAUCAAGGGAAAACAAAGUCCAUUCUCUUCAACUGUUAAUAACACCAGAUUAUACCAUUAGUAAAUUAUCUCAGCCUCAGGGCAGUCAGGAGAAUGUACCUUCUUAUUGAGAAAUGCUAUGUAUAGGAAGUGAAGGAAGGGCUAUUUUGCCAUGUUAAAUAUUAAGAGAGCAUAUUUGAAAUUGAGAGACUUUUAUGAAAAUACUUGUUUAUAUAAACCAUGAUGUCAAACAUAUCAAAUUAUGUUUAUACCCAUUAAGAUUAAUUUUAAUGUUAACUAGAAAAGUGAACCUCGCUGAGUAGAUGAGCAUUUAAAACAUAGCUGAAAUGUUCUAGAUCUGCAAAGUGUGCAAUAUGACCAAAGAUGAAGGAUAAAAUAACUAUAGAAAUGUCUGAAUUAUGCUUAUGAAAGAUUAC